AUGCGCGUCUUCUUCCUUGUUGCUCUGCUCGCCCUGGUGGCCAUGGCUGCGGCCCAGGGACGUCCUGGCGGUCCACCACGUGGUCCUCCUCAUGGAGGUCCAGGCGGACCAGGAGGACCUCCUCAGGGCGGACCAGGAGGACCUCCUCAGGGCGGACCAGGAAAACCUCCACAGGGUGGACCAGGUGGUCAGGGUGGUCAGGGGCCACCACAAGGCGGCAAUUCCAGCUCCUCCGAGUCUUCCGCCGAGUCCUCCGCAGCCUCCUCUGAGGAGAGCUCCAGUGACUCAUCCGCCUAA
Molecule: messenger RNA, 297 nt
Organism: Drosophila serrata
Lineage: Eukaryota; Metazoa; Arthropoda; Insecta; Diptera; Drosophilidae
Product: basic salivary proline-rich protein 2-like
Source: RefSeq, a predicted model, not a curated record